Notothenia coriiceps (black rockcod) is the source of this 1133-nucleotide messenger RNA. RefSeq names its product L-lactate dehydrogenase C chain. Gene Ontology annotation, molecular function: L-lactate dehydrogenase (NAD+) activity. Gene Ontology annotation, cellular component: cytoplasm. NCBI's taxonomy places the organism in Eukaryota, Metazoa, Chordata, Actinopteri, Perciformes, Nototheniidae. Gene Ontology annotation, biological process: pyruvate metabolic process; lactate metabolic process. The record is from RefSeq and is a predicted model, not a curated record. The transcript is spliced from 5 exons. The annotation marks the transcript as partial.
AUUACUCUGUGACGGCAAACUCCCGCAUCGUGGUGGUGACGGCUGGGGUCCGUCAGCAGGAGGGGGAGAGCCGGCUGAACCUCGUCCAGAGAAACGUCAACAUCUUCAAACACAUCGUCCCUCUGAUCGUCAAAUACAGCCCCAACUGCAUCAUCAUCGUGGUUUCCAACCCAGUUGAUGUGCUGACCUAUGUGACCUGGAAGCUGAGCGGCCUUCCUAAGCACCGAGUCAUCGGCAGCGGCACAAACUUGGACUCGGCUCGCUUCCGCUUCCUGAUGGCGGAAAAACUGGGGAUCCAUCCCAGCAGCUUCAACGGCUGGAUCCUGGGAGAGCACGGAGACACCAGUGUUCCUGUGUGGAGUGGAACCAACGUGGCCGGAGUAAACCUGCAGACGUUAAACCCGGAGAUCGGCACAGAGAAUGACGAGGAGAACUGGUCGGAAACACACAAGAUGGUGGUGGACAGCGCCUACGAGGUGAUCCGACUGAAGGGUUACACCAACUGGGCCAUCGGUCUGAGUGUGGCCGACCUGACGGAGAGCCUCAUCAGGAACAUGAACCGGAUCCACCCGGUCUCCACCAUGGUGCAGGGCAUGUAUGGAAUCAGCGACGCGGUGUAUCUGAGUCUGCCCUGCGUGCUGAACAGCGGGGGCGUGGCCAGCGUUGUCAACAUGACCCUGACGGAGGACGAGGUGUCCCAGCUGCAGGAGAGUGCCAGCACCCUGUGGGACAUCCAGAAGGACCUGCAGGACGUCUAGCCGCACAGCAGGGGGCGACGUAGCUGAGCCCUCCUGCUGUGUUAUCACUCACUAGCACAGCUCCACCUUCAAAACCCCGCCCUCUGUAGACUCACAGGGAGUUUAAUCCCCUCAGAUUUAGCUGUAGCUGUCAGUGUGUGAUGGAGGAAGUGCUGCUCUGACUCAUCUGUCCUCGGCUGUACUGCUGUGUGUCACUCGUGGUGCUUUGGUGUGUGAAAGUUUGUGGUCCCUUUAACAGCAAACUGCAUGGAGUCAGAAAGGCUUAUGUAAAAGGGUCACAUUUAUAAUCCUAUAACGCUGUGCACAUAUAACACAAAGCUCCUGAAGGGAUUUCACUGAAUCACUGCCCAAUAAUUAUUAUUUGGAUGUAUUAUC